CUACAGUGCUGCCUGCUCAAUGGUGCUCACGCUCGAUUGCUUGCGCCUGCGCUCUGUGUGCCGCUGCCCUGCCUGCUAUUGUGCGACCAGCUAAAGAAGUGAAACACUCUAGUAGUGACACGAGUUAAACAGGGACAUGGACCGGCUAGCGCCGUUCGGAGCCGAUCCUUUUGACAAGCCACCAUGCAGGAGUUGCUCAUCGUAUCUGACAGAACCUUACAUUAAAUGCGCCGAGUGUGGCCCGACACCUGUCCUCCUGUGCCUACAGUGUUUCACAAGAGGAUUUGAAUACAAAAACCACCUGAGUGACCACAAGUAUGAAAUCAUGACUUCAGAUUUCCCUGUUCUAGAUCCUAACUGGACCGCUCAUGAAGAAGUUACAUUGUUGGAGGCAGUUAUGGAUUGUGGUUUUGGGAACUGGCAGGAUGUGGCCAAUCAGAUGCGGACAAAGAGUAAAGAGGACUGCGAGAGUCACUAUAUGAAACAUUUUAUUAACAAUCCCCUUUUCUCCUCCACGUUGCUGAGCUUGAAGCAAAUGGAGCAAGCUAGAACAGCAGACACUGCCAUUCCCUUCAAACCCGCUGAUGAUCCUCCAAGACCUGCAUUUGAUUCAUUACUCUCCCGAGAUAUGGCUGGAUACAUGCCUGCUCGAGCAGAUUUUGUUGAGGAGUUUGACAAUUAUGCAGAGUGGGAUUUAAGAGAUAUUGACUUUGUUGACGAUGACUCUGACAUUCUUCACGCCUUAAAGAUUGCAGUUGUAGAUAUAUACCAUUCACGCCUUAAGGAAAGACAAAGGAGGAAAAAAAUUAUUCGUGACCAUGGAUUAAUAAACUUGAGGAAAUUUCAGAUUUUGGAAAGAAGAUAUCCAAAAGAGGUUCAGGACAUGUAUGACAGUAUGAGGCAUUUUGCACGAAUCCUUGGACCAGUCGAACACAGCAAAUUCAUUGAGAGUCAUGCACUUGAAUUUGAGCUUCGCCGAGAAAUUAAGAAACUUCAGGAAUAUCGAAGAAUGGGAAUCCAGACUUUCUGUAGUGCAAAAGUGUUUGAUCGGUUGUCAAGGUCACGGGAGGAAGAAAAAAGGAAGCGUAGUAUGUUGUCAGAAGUACUGCAGUACAUCCAGGAUGGGGGUGCCUGCCAAAGAUGGCUGUGCAAGCAGGCUGCUAUUGACUCAGGUCUCAGCCCAGCCUCAUCCGUAAUCUCCAGCUCAGCAACUGGGAGACGCCAUGCUCCACCCUUGAACCUCACUGGUUUGCCUGGGACUGAUAAGCUCAAUGACAAGGAAAAAGAGCUUUGUCAAGUGGUCCGCUUGGUCCCAGGUGCAUAUCUGGAAUACAAGGCUGCCUUGGUCAAUGAAUGUCGUCGUCAAGGUGGUCUGCGUCUUGCACAGGCCCGAUCCCUGAUUAAGAUUGAUGUGAACAAGACCAGAAAGAUCUAUGACUUUCUACUUAAAGAAGGCUACAUUAGCAAAGCCUAACUAUUUAACUUGAUAGAUAGAACUCAUCAUAAACUGACAAACCGUGUACAUACUAUGGGGUCUUUUUUCUAAAAGGAACCAAAGUGGAACUUUAAAGAGUUAGCAAAAUGAUGCUGCUACUCCAGCAGGGAUUGAUACGAUAAGCGUUAGCCUCUCUGUCAUUCUAGUCCCUCUGUUUCCUGGAGUUCUUUCCUGUAUAUUUAAAUUACUCCUAAAUUGUGCACAGAGCCUCAGUACUGUAGUUGUGUCUUGCUAUAUUUGCACAAAGCUUACCAAAUCACACAGAAUAUAAGUGACUUUGCUGUGUUUACAGCUAGUUAAACAAAGGAGCAUAUCUUUUAGUUUAAAUAAUUAAAGAUUAACUUUGAAAUGGCAUUUAACAGUUUUGUAAUUUGGCUAAAUGAAUACAUGUGACUGCUAUCACCCACA
Messenger RNA from Erpetoichthys calabaricus (reedfish), 1903 nucleotides. RefSeq names its product transcriptional adaptor 2A (gene tada2a). Gene Ontology annotation, biological process: chromatin remodeling; regulation of transcription by RNA polymerase II. Lineage: Eukaryota; Metazoa; Chordata; Cladistia; Polypteriformes; Polypteridae. The transcript has 15 exons. Gene Ontology annotation, molecular function: transcription coactivator activity; protein binding; chromatin binding. Gene Ontology annotation, cellular component: SAGA-type complex; nucleus. The record is from RefSeq and is a predicted model, not a curated record. The coding region runs from base 137 to 1474 and encodes 445 amino acids.